AUGACCAGUGAUGGCAAACCGGAACGAGAAGGCAUGCAGUUGUUUCCAUCUGAGUUUCUAUUUACGAUUUUAAAAAAUUCUAUUGACCAUCCGUUUCCCUCUUAUUUCUCAUAUAUUUUCUCCCUUUUACUCUCAUAUAUUUCUCCGUUUUACUAUCAUAUAUAUUUCUCUCUUACUCUAAUAUAUUUUCUCCCUUUUACUCUCAUAUAUAUUUCUCUCUUACUCUCAUAUAUUUCUCCUUCUUACUCUCAUAUAUAUUUCUAUCUUACUCUCGUAUAUUUACUCUCUUUUACUCUCAUAUAUUUACUCUUUUACUCUCAUAUAUUUACUCUUUUACUCUCGUAUAUUUUCUCCCUUUUACUCUCAUAUAUUUACUCUCUUUUACUCUCAUAUAUUUACUCUCUUUUACUCUCAUUUAUUUACUCUCUUUUACUCUCAUAUAUUUUUCCCUUAUACUCUCGUAUAUUUUCUCCCUUUUACUCUCAUAUAUUUUUCUCCCUUUUACUCUCAUAUAUAUUUCUCCCUUUUACUCUCAUAUAUAUUUCUCCCUUUUACUCUCAUAUAUAUUUCUCUCUUACUCUCAUAUAUAUUCCCUCCCUUUUACUUUCAUAUAUAUUUCUUACUCUUAUAUAUUUCUCUCUCAUAUAUCCUUUUUCUCUCUUACUCUCUUUCAUAUAUAUUUUCUCCUUUUACUCUCGUAUAUUUUCCCUCCCUUUUCCUUUUCAUAUAUAUUUCUCCUUCUUACUCUCAUAUAUAUUUCUCUUAUAUAUUUUCUCCUUUUCUCUCUUAUUCCCUCCCUUUUCUUUCAUAUAUAUUUUUCUUCCUUUUAUUUCUCUCUUACUCUCGUAUAUUUUCUCCCUUUUACUCUCAUAUAUUUCUCUCUUUUAA
Messenger RNA from Acanthosepion pharaonis, 888 nucleotides. The record is from the annotation of a GenBank genome assembly. Lineage: Eukaryota; Metazoa; Mollusca; Cephalopoda; Sepiida; Sepiidae.